Molecule: messenger RNA, 35989 nt
Organism: Loxodonta africana (African savanna elephant)
Lineage: Eukaryota; Metazoa; Chordata; Mammalia; Proboscidea; Elephantidae
Gene: IRF2
Product: interferon regulatory factor 2
Exons: 8
Coding region: 34460-35767 (435 amino acids)
Biological process (GO): immune system process; regulation of transcription by RNA polymerase II
Cellular component (GO): nucleus
Molecular function (GO): RNA polymerase II cis-regulatory region sequence-specific DNA binding; DNA-binding transcription factor activity, RNA polymerase II-specific
Source: RefSeq, a predicted model, not a curated record
GGUAGACGGGACCCUUUGUGAUCAGCUGUAAAUGGGGACUCCUGGGACUGGCAGUCGAGAUUGUCACAUACUGGGGGGUGGUUAAGAGCUGGGCUGCUAACCGAAAGGUCUGCAGUUCGAAUCCACCAGCCGCUCCUGGAAAACCCUGUGGGGCAGUUCUACUCCUUCCUGUAGAGUUGCAAUGAGUUGGAAUCGACUCGUUGGCAGCGAGUUUAGGGGGUGGUUUAAACCCGUAGUGUUUGAAACGUGGGGGCAUUUUAACUGCUCCUCUGUCCUCCGCAGCCUUCUCCGGCAGUAUGAGCAGUGGGUGUACGCCUUGCCCUUGGUUAUGGAAUAAGAAAAUGUGGAGGCUUUCUAAAUGGGAAAAAGUGACCAUGACAUUUGCUUUCUGCUACUGGCCUCCCUGUUGCUGUGACUCCAUCUGCUUUUGAUGAAUGGCUAGGAGGGUGGAGGAUAGUUACAUUUCCUGUUGUGGAUUUUUAGGAAUCAGCAAGGUUGUUGUCAAGCGUACAGUCGUUCAUGGGUUUUCGGACUGCCUGUGAAUACCGUUGGAGCCUAGCAGCCUGCACUUUUUGGUGCUUAAGUGCAGGUGCAGAGAGGAGUCUGGUGACAGACGAGCAGGGAGAGUGGACGGCCUUGAUGCUAGACAGAUGCUGCUUCCUUAGCAGGACCUGGCGGGCGGGGGGAAUCCCUGCUUAGUUUUGUCUCCCAGGCUGAUCCAGCAUUAUCUGAUUUUCCAGAAGCCCCAUCUUUUUUUUUUUUUUGCGGGAGGGAAGAAAACUAAGAAUUCCUAGAAAAACUUACGUUUUCUAAGGAAACUUCAGCAGAAAGAAUAUUUAGGACUUAAACUGGAAUCUCCAAAAGGAAAACCUUGAAUAUCUAUUGAUUGAUGUCGCAAAGUCCAGAAUUUCACUGUUAAUUAGUGAAUGAUUAUAAUUAAAUAACUUGGCCUGUUGUGUAAGAAGUUAGAUUUUUGCCACUUAGAUCCAAGAGUUCUUGUCUGUUGUUAUGAUUUGUAUAGUUUAAUUGCUUCUUGAAAUGAAACACUUACAUUUUCCAUUCUCAACAAAUAGCCUUUUUUCUGUGAACCCUCAGAAGUUAAGAGAUAAUUCCACAUAUUUCAGAUGUACUUAACGUGUAAAAAUGUGGUCAUAAUCAACAGUAAGGGUGUGUGUUCAGAUGGGAGGCCGAUCAUGGCCAGCAAACGGUUGCCAUGAAGCAGCGGCAGCUCUGUGAACUCUGGCCCCACCGCUGUCCUCGCUGCCGUCUGACGUGCUUUAUUAGGGCAAAUAUUCAAUGUAGGAGCCAGUUAAAGAUGUUUACACUUCGUGACGGAGCACUCGAAACUAAGGAAGUUCAGCAUUUGAUGUGCCUUAAAUUCCUUGUGUUGCCAAGGACAUUUUAAUUUUAUUCUUAGUAUCAAAUAUAAGCUCUGUUUUUCUUUGUUGUUGUUGUUCACUUGUUUUGUUUUUAGAGCAGUUUCACACAUUUCAUUUUGAUAGUGAACAGACCUCUGAACUGGGUCAUGAUUCCCUAAUCUGCCUUAUACCAAAAAGGGCUUAAAGCAGAUAAGGGAAUUAGUUUAUUCAUUCAGUAAAUAUUCGCAGAACAUUUACUGUGCACCAGACCCAGUGCUAGGCUUGUGGAUUCAACCGAGAACAAGAAAGAACACGAAAGGCCUUUAGGGAGAUUGCUUUUUAGUUGGCGAGCUGAUGAUAAACAACCACAAAAUAAAUACAGUGAUUACCUUUUGGGGUCCUUUGAAGGUAAUAAUAAUAUUUGACUGUAUAUCUCAGAGUUGCUUUUGGGAAUAAAUGAGAUACUGUGUAUGAAAGAAAGUUGCCUAUAGUACAGUAAUCUAUAAAUGUGUAAGGCAUUAACUUAAAAAAAAAAAAAAAACUAUCAUUACUAUUAACCUAAAAAGCCGGGCGAUCAUGAUUGGGGAUUAAAUGCUGACUUUCUCUUAUCACACUUCCAGAAAGGAGGGGCUUUACUUCUGAGAGUAUAUGAAUGUUGGCAAGGAGUUAAACAUGGAGUAACUAUUUUAUGUCAAGUAUCGAGAAAGUAUUUAACAAUGAAAUAUAACAAUGUCAGUGAAUUUUUCCUGUCAAAAAUUAGGUGGUACCUAUGGAGACCAGAUGAGAUGAAAAUAACAAUGAUUGGACCAAUGUAUUUUCUGUAUAGCGGGAGAAAAAAAUCUUCCCAAGCCUCAUUGUGCUGUAGUAUGAAUUUUCUUCGUCAUUGCUUUGAGACUCUUCGAUUCAUUAUGUAUAAUUACAGGCAUGCCUUAGCUAAUUUCAAUAUUUUGCCAUAACAUCUUUAAAGGGACUUGAUUAACUUGCAUUUAUUGAAUACUUGUGUGCUCAACGUUACAUAUGUGAAAUAAGGUAUUAAAUAUAUAACAUAUUUUUACAUAUAUAAAACAAAAUACAGAAAGUAAUACAUAAAAAUAAUCUGCUGAGAAAUGUCAGUUAUUAUUAAUAAAAGUCAACUCUUCUUCCUUACAUCUCUCUGGGGUACUGUGUUCCUUUCAUGCAGGAGUAAAAGGUCAGGCCUUUCUGCCUCCGUCCCGUUUCUGUCGCCCUUGGACUUGAGUUGGAACAAUGAUUUCUGCGUUACGUCUGCCCGAGGCAGGGCUGUGCGGUGGCCAGGUGGUGGGAGUGGCUGGUGGGAAUGGGAGCAAGGUUUGAUUAAACCUCACUUUUUCAACAAAUAAUGAUAAACUUCUGUACGUAGAAGGAAAAUAAUACAGAGAGUUGAGAUGUAAACCAGAAGUCAGUAUUUAUCUAAAAUACCAAGGGAAAUUCACAGCCAUGAAAUGAAGCCUAUAGGCACCUGAUCCUGGCAGCUUCUUUGUCUGCAGGGCUCUACCUGGGCCCCUCUGGAUUCAAAGUGGACAGCAGGCUUGCAGCCUCCAACUUUUUACCUCGAAGCAGCCCUUCAAAAUGAUUUUCCCCUCACAAGCCCUGUAUUUUGAGGGUCUUGAAAUAAAUUGCAUUUACUUAGGGAGAGUUCACUUGCUCAUUUUCUAUUAUUCAGAACACGUGGCGUUUCCAGUCAGAACUUACGAUUGACUUGAGAAAAGCAUUGUUAUCGAAUCUAGUUGAUCUAAUUCCAGGCACAGUAGAGGGACUUGGUGUUUUAGACAGCCUGGACAGCGCUUUUCAGGUAAGCUCACGGUCCUGUUGGGCUUUUUGAGGUACUGAAACUAGCAGAGGACCCUCCCACCUCCAUCAGUACCUUUGCGUUCUGCUCGGGGUCCAGGGAGUCCAAGAUCCGAACCACUGUAGAACUCACGCAGUUAAGUUGUUAAAUGAAUAUGAACCUUGUGCCAUUAGUUCAUUUAUUUGUUAAAUAUUUGUUGACAGCCACCUAUAUACUAGGCUCUGUGUGGGGGAAGGUGCGUGGACCCAGAAUCCAGAGGCCCAGAGUUGACUCCCAGCUGUUGUACUAACUCUUCAAUCACUUCCCUUUUCUGGACCUUAGUUUUCACAUCUGUAAAAUGUGCUGGUUGGUUCUGUCAUCUCUGAGGGGAUGGGGCACAGGAGCCCCCAGAUUUGAGACUAUAUAGAGCCUCUCCCCGCCUUUCCCCGCGACAACCCGUCAUUCCCCAGACUGGGAUCCCUCGGGUGAGUGGGGCAGAGCCAAAGUGGAGAACCACUGAAUCGAGCGUCUAUGUUGUUACAUGCUGUGCAGUUGAUUCCUACUCCUGAUGACCCUACAGCACAGAAGAGAACUGCCCCAUAGGGUUUCCUAGCUGUAAUCUUUAUGGGAGCAAAUAGGUCUUUUCUCCAGCAAAGCCAGCCACUGGUGAGUUUGAACCGCCAGUCUUUCGGUUAGCAGCUGAUUGCUUAACUGUUGCCCCAACAGGGCUCCUUCAAGUGUCUCUAACCAGAAAACCAGACCCAUUGCUGCCGAGUCGAUUCCACUCAUAGUGUCAGAGUAGAACUGCCCCAUAGGGUUUCCAAGGCUGUAAAUCUUCAUAAACGGCCACAUCUUUCUCCUGUGGAGGUGCUCGUGAGCUUGAACCAAUGACUUUUUGUAUUUUUAUCUCGUUGUCCCGGAAGGCCACAGAGAAUUUGGGCUUCUUUUCUAUUUGUUUCUGUUUGGGCUGAGAGUCCUUUUGUCAGUCUAGUAUUCAGCUCCCAUAAGCAAGAAAGAAUUAGACCCAAGCAAGGAACAUCUCCAUAAGUCACGGUCCAUGUGUGUGCUGCACUGCCCUGUCUUCUUGACGAGCAGAAGGCUUGUGCGGUUCUCUCUCAUGAUGGAUUCUAAGCAUUUUUAUCUCAAGGGCAAGACCAAUUUAGUUCAACAGAAUAUCCUAGUUUAGGAUUUUGUGGAUAAAUGCCUGUCCAGCUUUCAUUAAACAAACAUUUUGGGAGUUAACUGCUUGCUAUGUGAUUUUCAUAAGGAAUUUCUUUUCAGAUGUAGUUGGCAGCCUGUUGCUGUCUGUGUUACAGCCUUUGACACUUGGUUACAUAAUGUGAUCAAAGGAAAAAGUGAUUUCACAGUUUAACUUGUUCUUAUUGAGGUUAUGAAUGUCAGGUGUUUGGAGGAUCUAAAUUUUUUUUAACUUUUUUUUUGUGCUUUAGAUGAAGGUUUAUAGAGCAAAUUAGUUUCUCAUUAAACAAUUGAUACACGUACUGUUUUGUGACAUUGGUUGCCACCCACAAGACAUGUCAGCACUCUCUCCUUCUUGACAUUGGGUUCCCCAUUACCAGCUUUCCUCUCCCCUCUUGUCUUCUUGUCCUUCCCCCUGGGCUGGUGUGCCCCUUUAGUCUCAUUUUGUUUUAUGGGGCUGUCUAAUCUUUGACUGAAGGGUGAACCUCAGGCGUGACUUCAGUACUGAGUUUAAAGGGUGUCUGGGGGGCCAUACUCUUGGGGUUUCUCCAGUCUCGGUCAGACCAGUAAGUCUGGUCUUGUGAGUUAGAAUUUUGUUCUGCAUUUUUCUUCAGCUCUGUCCCGGACCCUCUGUUGUGAUCCCUGUCAGAGCAGUUGGUGGUGGUAGCUGGGCACCAUCUAACUGUGCUAGACUCGGUCUGGUAGAGGCUGUGGUACUUGUGGUCCAUUAGUCAUUUGGACUAAUCUUUCCCUUGUGUCUUCCUUUGGUUUUCUUCGUUCUCCCUUUCUCUAGAUGGGGUGGAACCAGUGUAGUACCUUAGAUGGCUGCUGACAAGCUUUUAAGACUUACUUUGAUACUCACUAAAGUAGGAUAUAGAACAUUUUCUUUAUUACCUGUUGUGCCAAUUGAGCUAGAUGUUCCCUGGGACCAUGGUACCCAGCCCUCAGCCCAGUAAUUCAGUCCCUCAGGGAGUUUGGAUGUGUCUUUGAAGCUUCUAUGACUUCGCUUUGGUCAGGUUGUGCUGGCUUCCCCAGUAUUGUGUACUCUUACCCUUCACCAUGCCUCCUGAAUUCUUGAUUGGGAGAGAAAGAAGAUGUAAUCAGGCAGAUAAAUUUUCUGUCUUUGCACAAAUGCCAUUGAAAGAGUUUCAGAGGUUGGGGGUGGUGGGCAACGGUAACAGUUGGUAGUUAAUUGAUAGGAACUCAAGGACCAGCUGAACUAUUGGAGGACCCUCCACUCUGGGCUUAGAGGUCAGGCCUUUUUAUCCAGGGAAAGAUAAAGUCUGAUGGGAAAACUGUUAGGUAUCAGUAGACUUUUUACAAAUGAACAGCAAGUUGUCAGUAGUUAUCACUUGGGCAUGAUUGAAGCCACCUUAGGAAUACUAGUAUUAGGACACUGUCUGGGCUGGAGGAAUUGGUACCCACCAUCCGAGGCCUUAAGGCAUUGGUGGUUCAGUGGUAGAACUCGGACCUUCCGUGUGGGAGACCCGGGUUCAAUUCCUGGCCACCGUAGUGUGUCAUUGGAAGCCCGUGUGUUGCUGUGAUACUGAACAGGUUUCAGCAGAGCUUCUAGACUAAGAUGGACUAGGAAGAAAGGCCUGGCAAUCUGCUUCUAAAAAUCAGCCAUGAAAACUGUAUAGAUUUCAGUGGUCCAGUCCUCAAAAGGAUGAUGCAGGACAAGGCAGCAUUUUGUUCCAUUGUGCAAGGGGUCACUGUCUGUCAGGGACUGACUCUGCAGCGGAUUACAACAACAUUCGAGGCCUCAAACUUAAUCCAAAAUUUCCUUUGGAAGAAACUAUAGGCUUCUAGAGGAAGAUACAGAAUACAGGUAGAUAAUAUUUAUUAGAAAUACUGUGAUAACACUCUUAGGUCCUCUUCCUUUCCCCCAGGUGGUCUUCUUUGGUUCAGUGUUGUUUUUGUCAGCAGGAGGUAAAUAAGGAACCCUGGUGGCACAAUGGUUAAGUGCUUGGCUGCUAACGUUCAUAAGUUCAGUAGUUUGAACCCACCAGCCUCUCCGUGGGAGAAGGAUCUGGUGAUCUGCUUCUUUAAAGAUUGCAGCAUAAGAAAACGUAUGGGGCAGUUCUGUGCUGUCACAUAGGGUCACUAUGAUUCUGACUGUGAGUUAGACUUGACAGCACACAGUGCCAACAGCAGAAGGUAAAUAUGGAAUCAGGAAAAGAGAAUGGACCAAUUCUGUGUUUCCUUAAAGAAUAUAUGGCACAAGUGAAGACUGAAUCACGAAUGCUGUAACUGGGUACUGCAUGCCAUUGACUUUGAAACUGAGUAAUCUAUCUUGUAGUUAGAACUGUACAUUGAAAUAACCUUCCUGGAAUUCAGUUUAGUGCUAUGUACUGAAAGUCUUGAAAACGUUAAACCCUCUGACCCAGUUAAUUCCACUUCUAGGAAUCCACUCAGUGAAGUAACCAGAGUUGGGAACAAAGAUUUAUGUACGAGGAUGUUUACUGAAUUGGCUUUUAUUGUAGUGAAAACUUGGAAACAACCUAAAUAUCCAACAGUAGGAGUACAUUUGGAUGAAUUAUGGCACAUGCAGAUAUGAGUAUAGUUAGCUUACAAAAUUCAUGUUUUUGAAAAGCAUUUGAUGAUUGGAAAAUGUUUAUGGUAUAUGCUGGAUGGAAAGAAGAGGGCAUUAAAUUGUGGCCCUAAUUCUGUUUGUAAAUGUAUUUGUAUAACAUGAUUAAAAAAAAAAAAACUGGAAGAAAACAUCAUUUGGAUGGUGGGGUUGUGUUUUUUGUUCCCUUUGAAAUAGUUUUGUAAUUUCCAAAUUUAAUACAACAAGCACAAUUACUUUUAUAACUCAAGACAAUUCUAAAAUGUCCCCUCUUGACCUUACCCCUGGGUAGCGUAAGAUUGUUGUUGUUGUUAGGUACCGUUGAGUCAAUUUCAAUUCAUAGUGACCCCAUGCAGCAGAGUAGAACUGCCCCUUAGGGUUUUCUAGGCUGUAAUCUUUACGGGAACAGGUCACAAGAUCUUUCUCCCGAGGAGCUGCUGGGUGGGUUUGAACAGCUAAGCUUGGGUUAGCAGCCAUGCGCUUAACCGUUGUACCAUCAGGGCUCUGUAGUGUAAGUUUGGGGAAAGUGUACUGGUCCUUGUUGAGGAAGGUGCUGUGCUAACCUCGGGCGGAUUAGCCAGUGAGCAAGGCAGGCACAGGCUUACUUGUGUUUACUCACUGUGAGGUGGUGAAAAACAGGAGAGAUUGUGCACUUCGGAUUAGUAAGUAAACAGUUAAGCCCGUGCAUACCUUGCUUAUUGGGUAAUCCGUCCCUGGACCUGGAUUUAACUAUUCUUGUGCUCUUUCUGCCUUAAUGUCUGGAGCCAGGCUCUAGAAUCACGAUGUCCUCAGCCAGCGCUGGGAGAAGGUACCAUCGACCUACUCUUCACGGCUCUUGCUACUUGAAAACAGUUUCAGACUGGUGGCUCCUGGUGAGGUUGGACGCGCUCUUUGUCAAGAAGCAUGAAGGGUCUGAGAUGUUCCUCAAUAGCAUUGUUAUAUUCUUUAUAGACAUGAAUACUGCAGAAACACAAGGCACCUGAGUCAGGGAAAAUAGUUCUUUACUGAUAUUUACAACCAGGUCACAGGUCAGUAGCCAGAGUAACAUUGCAGUGUUGGUCCCCCAUACCUUGACCUACAGGUAACAACGUGGGAGCUGGUGGAAACUUUCUAUACGGAUGCAGGUUACAUCCUGCGGAUGAGGGAUGGAGCAGCUGCCCUCCCCCCCACCCCCGCUGGGUGGAGAGGGGAAAAAACCGUUGCUCCUUUGAUGGAAAGGAUCCUGGGUUCUCAGCUAACCUUGUGGAUCAUUCUAAGGGUAAGAUAAACCCCAGGUGUCUCUGGCUUUACAACCUAGAGAUGUGUCCAAGGUCUGGGCUUCAUCCUUGUUGAAAUUUCAUAAGUAGGGAGGUAGGUUUUCCUAGCACCUUGGGGGCUUAACUUAGGGACCUAGGCCAGCUGUAGCCAUUUGGCUUUCUCAUGAAGAUAAAAACCACAAAACCAAACCCCCUGCCAUCAGGUUGAUUCAGACUCACAACAGCCCUGUAGGGCACUGUAGAACUGCCCCAUAGGGUUUCCAAGGCUGUAAUCUUUACGGAAGCAGACUGCCACAUCUUUCUCCCACGGAGCAGCUGGUGUAUUCGAACCGCCAACCUGUUGGUUAGCAGCCGAGUGAUUAAUCACUGCACCACCGGCGUUCCGUUCAUGAAGAUAAGAAAAACUUUGUUAUCCUUUCUGGUUAAAAAAAAAAGUUUUUUAGACAAAUUCUCAUGAUAUGUCAAGAGUAAAUUGCUUCUAGGGAAAGUGAAAGCAAACGUUAUCUAUAUGUCAUAUACAUUCUCUGUUUUUAUAUUGUACGCGUCCUCAUGUCUUGGGAGACUAGGGUGUUUUGUAGGAACAUGGAGAAAUCCAGGCGAGUUUUACUUAUCCCCACAUAACCACCUUUAUAAGUCCUCUAGUGGACAGUGACUUAGUAUGACCUUAUCAGAGUGGAAUCUCUGAUUUCCCACAGCUGAAGAAGCCCCUCAAGCCCUAAUUUUUAUCUGAAAAAAAUUUAGAACACUUUUGAUCCCUUUUUGGAUACUGAAGACAUUUUUGGAUUGUUAUGCAACUAGGGUAGGGCAUAACUGUUAGGAAUUCAGCAGCAGAAUGCUGAAGAACAGCCAAAAAAUGGCAGUAUUGGUUAGGACAGCACUGUUCUGCAGUAACGUAAUGUGAGACACAUACGUAACUUUUAAUUUUCUAAUUGUUGGGCAUAGUCAGGUCGAUUUUCGACUCAUGGUGACCCCACGUGACAGAGAACUGCCCCAUAGGGUUUCCUAGGCUGUAAUGUUCACAGAAGUGGGUUGCUAGGUCUUUCUCCUGCGGUACCACUGGAUGGGUUCGAACCACCAGCCUUCCAUUAGCAGCUGAGCGCUUAACCGUUACCACACUAGGGCUCCUUCACUCUUCUAGUAGCCACAUGAAAAAAGUAAAAAACAAAACAAAACAGGUGAAAUUAAUUUUAAUAGUAUAUUUCAUUUAACUCAGCAUACCCAAAAUAUUAUUUCAACGUGUAAUUGAUAUACAAAUAUUAAUGAGAUCUUUUACAUUCUUUUUUUCAUACUGAGUCUUCAAAGUCCAGUGUUACGUCACACCUACAGCAGACCCAAUUCGGACUAGCCACAUUUCAGGUGCCCAGUAGCUGCAUGUGGCUGCUGGCCACCAUAUUGGAUAGUUCAGGCUUAGGAAUCGAAGCAAGGUCUGAGGAGAAAUACGGGGCUGGGUGGGGGAGAGUUUUAUUCCGGGAAUGAAACCUAAAAGGACUGGAGGAAAGCAGAGCUCAGGUGGUCAUAACUGCACAAAUCUCCUUGUGCCUCCCCCCCCGCCAAAACUUUACCUGAUCUCUCCAGCCUAAAAUAAUAACCUGCUCCGAAUUUCUAAGGAGUCCCUGGGUUAAUAUGCUUGGCUGAUAACUGAAGGGUUGGAGGCUCGAGUUCACCAAGAGGUACCUUGGAAGAAAGGACUGGUGAUCUGCUUAUAACAAAUCAGCCACCGAAAACUCUAUGGGCGUAGUUGUACGCUGACAUACAUGCUGUUUCCAUGAGUCGGAAUUGAUUGGACGGCAACUGUUUGCUUUCUGAAUUUCUACAGACACACCCAGUGGAUGUGCCAGCGAUAUGGCAGUUAGUCUUGUACGUUUUGAUGGUUCUCCUCUUGCCUCUUGAACUGUUAAAACAAUCUUUGAUUACUCAGUUUUUCCAUUUAUAUCAUCUACAUGGUGUGUUAUCUGAGAGCUGGGAUCGUGUCGUGUUUCUUUGCAUUCCCUCCCAGCACUUGAUAUGCAGUGAGAACUAGAUAAUCCUCUGUUGAUGUGGUUUUCAUCUGUAGAGCAAAGGUUAGCUCAGAAGGCUGAAUUCCAGCUCGGGGAGGAUGGCACAGGCUCACUUGGUGUUAGAAGCCUGGUGAUGUAUGUCUUGGGCACAUAAACAUUGGGAUUUGUCGCUUUGCAUUAAUUAGGGACUCAUCACCUACAAGGUGAAAAAUUAACGUGUGGGUAUUCUGUUUUUGUACCCAGACCGCUAAGAAAACCUUGCCAGGCCAUUCCUAUGAUCAUCUAAGUCUCAGUGAUGGUAUUGAUGCUGUUUAUAUGUAUCAAUAAGCUAUUUGGUCAUAAGCUGGAGCUGUGCAUCAGGGAGCUGCUGCUUUCCCUCUGGGUUUGUUAAUGAACACUUCAGUCUGUAGCAUAUAUGCAGUGAAAUUCUUUUAAAAUCAAGUACAAUAUUUUGCAGUUGCUGUCCUUUGCUCUCUUUGACUGUAAUUGUGAAGUUGAAGCAACAGACUUCCCCACAGAGGCAAGGCAAUUUAUUUUUAUUGAAUCCUACCUAAGAACUGCUUAGGUAGCUUUUCUCUGCAAGAUUUAAUGCAACAUUCACUGAUUCAUGUUAGCAGGGCCAGCAGCUAGAAAAAUAAAGACUAAACCAAACCUUCAGCAGAGAAAUUCCCAGCUGCUCAGUGGGCCAGAGCUUUUCCUGAUUGCUUUCUUCCAAUGAAAACACCGUAGAUUAGUUUUAAGUGAAUUCUAGUAGGUUUGGGGAUUUGCAAGUGACAGAAGAAUAGGAAAGCAUAAUCUCACUUUAAAAUAAUAAUCCUGAAGGUAAAUCUUUAUUGACUCUUUUCUGGGGUGUUGGGAUUUUGUUCACAUGGGAAAACUUAAGUCACGCCCUCUGCUUAAAAAAAAAAAAAAGCCCUCUGCUUAGCUGAUUUUUAAAGUUAAGGUCCUCAAGGUAGCAAGAAAGAACAGGCGCAGAGAAGUCAAGCAUGAGGCCGUAGCCCCAUGAGGAUGAGCUUGCGGGUUUGGGGUGUUGUAGGGACUCCCAAGGAGCCACACAGAUGCUGCUGCUCCCCUCUUCUUCUCAGCCUGGGGAGCCUGGCUGGGAGGUCCUGGUAGGAAAUGUAGAUGAAGCGUUGUUUCCACUUUUGGGUGUCGUGAUACUGUUGAUCUGUGAAGUCAGGGCAGAUUUCAACGUCAUUGGAGAGGAGUUGCCUCUCUUACAGGUGCUCUUAAUGCCUUAACGUUUUUUCUUUCUGUUUUUUCAAAGUCAGGUUGCAGUUUGGGAGAUGGGAAACGUAAAGACGUUUCAACUGGAACAAGUGACUCUUUGGACCACUCAGUCACUGGAUGAGCGUUUAUUUAGUGCUAACUGUAUGUGGGGAGUUCCUGGGUGGUUAGAGGCUCAAGUCCAGUUGUCGUCAAGCUGACCCCGACUCCUGGAGACCCCAUGUGUGUCCAGGUAGAACUGUGCUCCGUAGGGUUUCGGUGGCUGAUUUUUCUGGAGUAGAUCAUGAGGCCUUUCUUCCAAGGCACCUCUGGGUGGCCUCAAACUUCUAACCUUUCGGUUAGCGGGGAACAUGUUAAUUGUUUGCACCACCCAGAGACUCCAACUACAUGUAAAGGAGUAUAUAAAAAAGUAGAAAAGUAAUCAACUUGGAUUUGAGUUAGCUAAAUAGAUUUUCUGAAGUCUUUAGUUAGGAACCUAUAAGGGAGACCAGUUAAUAUAACUGUUAGUCAAAUUUAUGCACCAAUGACUAAUGCCAAAGAUGAGGAAGUUGAAGAUUUUACCGACGUCUGUAGUCUGAAAUUGAUCAAACGUGCAAUGAAGAUGUAUUGAUAAUUACUGGUGAUUGGAAUUUAAAAGUUGGAAACAAGAAGGAUGGAUAGUUGAAAAAUAGGGCCUUGGUGACAGAAAUGACACCAGAGAUCACAUGAUAGAAUUUUGCAAGACCAACGAUUUAUUCAGUGCGAAUUCCUUUUUUCAGCAACAUGAACGGUGACUAUACACAUGGACCUCACCAGACAGAAAACACAGGAGUCAAAUUGACUACAUCUGUGGAAAGAGACGAUGGAAAAUCUCAAUGUCAUCAGUCAGAGCAAAGCCAGGGGCCAGCUUUAGAAUAGCCAUCAAUUGCUCACAUGCAAGUGCAAGCUGAGGCUGAAAAAAAUUAAAACAAGCUGCCAGACCCAAAAUAGGACCUUGAGUAUAUCAUACCUGAAUUUAGAGACCAUCCAAGAACAGAUUUGACACAUUGAACGUUAAUGACUGAAGACCAGACGAGUUGUGGGAUGACAUCAAGGACAUUAUACAUGAAGAAAGCAAGUUGUUGUUAUUGUUAGGUUCUGUGGAGUGGGUUCCAACCCAUGGCGACCCUGUGUACCACAGAACGAAACACUGCCUGGUCCUGCACCACGCUUACAAUUGUUAUGUGUGAGCCCAUUGUUGCAGCCACUGUGUCAGUCCAUCUCAUUGAGGGUCUUCCUUUUUUCCGCUGACCCUGUACUUUACCAAGUGUGAUGUCCUUUUCUGGGGACUGAUCCUUCCUGACAACAUGUCCAAAGUAUGUAAGACACAGUCUCGCCAUCCUUGCUUCUAAGGAGCAUUCUGGUGGUACUUCUUCCAAGACAGAUUUGUUCGUUCUUUUGGUAAUCUGUGGUAUAUUCAGUAUUUUUCACCAAUACCACAAUUCAAAGGCUUCAGUUCUUCUUCGGGGUUUCUCAAGCUGGAAGAACUGAAGGGAAAAUUGAAGCCUCAAGUUGAAAAAUUGAAGGAUUCUAUGGGCAAAAUAUUGAAAGACUCAGGAAAAUUCAAAAGAAGAUGGAAGGAAUACACAGAAUCAUUGUACCAAAAAGAAUUUGUCAGUGUUCAGCCAUUUCAGGAGGUAGCCUAUGAUCAGGAACUGAUGAUAUUGAAGGAAGAAGUCCAAGCUGCACUGAAGGCAUUGGCAAAAAACAAGGCUCCGGGAAUUGAAGAAUACCAAUUGAGAUGUUUCAGCAAACGGAUGGAGCAUCAGAGGUACUCAUUCGUCUAUGCCAAUUUAUUUGGAAGACAGCUACCUGGCCAACCCACUGAAAGAGAUGUAUGUUUGUGCCCAUUCCAAAGAAAGGUGAUCCAUCAGAAUGUAGAAAUUAUCGAACGAUAUCAUUAAUAUCACAUGCACGUAGAAUUUUGCUGAAGAUAAUUCAAAAAUGGUUGUAGCAAUACAUCGACCUGGAACUCCCAGAAAUUCAAGCCAGAUUCAUCCCAGAAAUUGAAGCCAGAUUCAGAAGAGGAUGUGGAAGAAGGGGUAUCAUGACUGAUGUCAGAUGGAUCUCAGCUGAAAGCAGAGAAUACCAGAAAGAUAUUUACCUGUAUUUUAUUGACUGUGCAAGGGCGUUAACUAUGUGGAUCAUAACAAAUCAUGGCUAACAUUGCAAAGAAUGGGAAUUUCAGAACCCUUAAUUGUACUCGUGGGUAACCUGUGUAUAGAUCAAGAUACAGUCGUUUGAACAGAACAAGGGGAUACUGUGUGGUUUAAAAUCAGGAAAGGUGUGCCUUAGGAUUGUAUUCUUUCGCCAUACUUAUUCAAUCUGUAUGCUGAGCAAAUAACCCGAGAAGCUGGACUCUCUGACGAAGAACGUGGCAUCAGGAUUGGAGGAAGGUUCAUUAACAAUUUUCGAUAUGAAGAGAACUUGAACCACUUACUAAUGAAGAUCAAGACCACAGCCUUUAGUAUGAAUUAAACCUCAGCAUAAAGAAAACAAAAAUCCUCACAACUAGACCAAUAAAGUGUAUUACGAUAAACAGAGAGAAGAUCGAAGUUGUCAAGAAUUUCAUUUCACUUGGAUCCACAGUCAACACCCAUGGAAGCAGCAGUCAAGAAAUGAAACAAGGUAUUGCAUUGGGCAAAUCUGCUGCAAAAGACCUCUUUAAAGUGUUGAAAAGCAAAGAUGUCACUUUGAGGACUAAGGUACGCCUGACCCGGAAGCAGUGGUAUUUUCAGUCACCUCAUAUGUGUGUGAAAACUGGACAGUGAAUAAGCAAGACCGAAGAAGAAUUGAUGCUUUUCAGUUAUGGUGUUGGUAAAGAACAAGCGUGUCUUAGAAGGAGUACAGCUAGAGUGCUCCUUGGAAGUGAGGAUGGUGAGACUUUGUCUGAGGUAGUUUGGACGUGUUAUCAGGAGGGACCAGUUCCUGGAGAAGCACGUCAUGCUUGGGUGGGUAGAGGAUCAGCAAAAAAGAGGAAGACCCUUGACAAGAUGGAUUGACACAGUGGCUGCAACAAUGGGCUCAAACAUAGCAACAAUUGUGAGGAUGGUGCAGGACCUGGCAGUGUUUUGGUCUGUUGUACAUUGGGUUGUUAUGAGUUGGUACUGACUUCAGGGUACCUAACAACAACAAUAACAAGGAGUCUAAUUUUUACAGGUGGAUAAAAUAGAGUCAAGCAAUUAGGCAGCUAAGAUCAUAGUUCCAGAAAACACUUCUUGGUGAUUUUUGUUAUCCAUAAUACCUUUUAGAGGUCUUCUUCCUUGGACCACAGGGGAUAGUUUCAGAUUAUGGUGGAAGCACUAGGGCUAAUGUGAUGGAGCUAUAACCAAGUUGUUGUCAUUAAUUGUUGUUGAGUCACAUUGAGUUUACUCGGACUCAUGGUGACCCCAAGUGUGCAGAAUAGAACUGCUCCAUAGACUCUUCAAGGCCUUUCAAAAGUUGAUAGAUUUUCUUCCGAGGCACCUCUUUGCGGAUUUGAAUUGCCAAUCUUUCAGCUAGUAGUUGAGCGCUGAACUGUUUGUGCUACUCUUUGGCCAAGCGUAUGCAUUUUAUUUCAUUUUUUUAAAAGAUUCUUAAUUUUAUAAUAAUUAUAAAAAAAAGACAUUGUUUCAUUGUUACUGCUGUUUUUCUCCCAUUCUUUCACAUUCCAUUUGGUAGGUAGAAUUCAGCUGUUGUCUGGUGUCUUUUGCCUUUGAGAAAAACUGAUGUGGGCAAGUCAAGCACAGAUAUAGCUCUUUUACGGUAAUGUAUGUCUUUGUUUGAAAAAUCCUGAUAAUUGUCUCCACUCCCUACGUUCCUGUCCCUCAGGGUAGACACUGUAACUAGCAAGGCUGCUUAAUACAUAGCAGUUUUGCGUGGGGAGAACCUCCCCCUGUGCAUGGCGGUGAGAGGCUUUCUCCUCACAUGGCUUGAGUUGACAUCCACUGGCUUGAGUUGACAUCCACUGUGAAGGGAAAUUAGGACCUUAUUUGUUUUUUAAAAUGCUUCCUUUUCUCUGUGUAUUUGUAAGUGUGUUUUUGGCCAUGGUGAAUACUUCCAGUUGCCCAUGAUGGGACUGAGGGGACAGAGUGACAGCAGGAACUUAUGGAUGCAUUUCCGGUUGUUCUUUUUGUGGGUUCCACAAGGAUGUACUAGUACAGUCUGAAAAACUAAUGAAGAUUCUACCUAUGACGGUGUGUGUAGCAUAUAGCAGAAAACCAUUUUUAAAAUUAAUUAAUAAAUUUUUUUAUUGUGCUUUAAGUGAAAAUUUACAGCUCUAGUUUCCUGUUCAGAAUUUAUACACAUUAUUAUGUGGCCCUAGUUGCUAUCCUUAAAAUGUGAUAGCAUACCCCUGUCCACCAGGGAUUUCCCGUGUCCAUUCAAACAGCUCCUAUACCUUUCUGCAUUCUCAUCUUGCCUCUGGACAGGAGCUGCCCAUUUAGUGUCGUGUAUCUACUUGAACUAAGAAGCACACUCUUCACGAGUAUUAUUUUAUGUUUUACAGUUCAGUCUAAUCUUUGUCUGAAGAGUUGGCUUCAGUAAUGGUUUUAGUUCUGGGUUAACAGAGAGUCCAGAGGCCACGGCUUCUGGGGUUCCUCCAGUCCCAGUCAGACCAUUAAGUCUGGUCUUUUUACUAGAACUUGAAUUCUAUACCCCGCUUUUCUCCUGCCCCAUCGGGGACUGUCUGUUGUGUUCCCUGUCAGGGUGUCAUUGGUGGGAGCUGGGUGCUAUCUAGUUUUAGCCUCAGGAUGUUGGAGUCUGGUUUAUGUGACCCAUUUUGUCUCUUCGGUUAAUAUUUUCCUGGAGCUUUUGGUGCUCUUCAUUCUCCUUUGCUCCAGGUGGGUUGGGACCAAUUGAUACAUCUUAGAUGGCCUCUCGCUGCCUUUUAAGACCCCAGAUGCCACUCAACAAAGUGGGGUGCAGAACAUUUUCUUAAUAUACUUUGUUAUGACUGUUGACCCAGAUGUCCCCCGAAACCAUGGUCCCCAGACCCCCACCCCUGCUACUUUGUCCCUUAGAGUGUUUGGCUUUGUUCAGGAAGCUUGUUAGCUUUUGGUUUCGUCCAUUUGUGUGGACUUCCCUUCACCUAAGAUAAUUCUUGCCUACUAUCUAGUUAGUGAAUCACCUUCUCCCUCCCUCCCCGUCCUCAUAACCAUCAAACAAUGUUUUCUUUUGUAUUUAGUUCUUUUCUUGAGUUCUUAUAAUAGUGGUCUCAUACAAUAUUUGUCCUUUCUUGACUAAUUUCACUCAGCAUAAUGCUUUCCAGAUUCAUCCAUGUUGUGAGAUGCUUCCCAGAUUCAUCAUUGCUCUUCAUCGUUGCAUAGUAUUCCAUUGUGUGAAAACACCGUAAUUUGUUUAUCCAUUCGUCCGUUGAUGAGCAUCUAGGUUGUUUCCAUCUUUUUGCUGUUGUGUACAGUGCUGCAGUGAACAUGGGUGUACAUAUCUCCAUUCAUGUGGCGGUUCUUCUUUCUCUAGGAUAUAUUCCAGGGAGCGGGAUUGUUGGAUGGUAUGGUAAUUCUAUUUCUAGCUUUUUAAGGAAGCGCUAAAUCAAUUUCCAAAGUAGUUUACCAUUUUAUAUUCCCACCAGCAGUGUAGAAGUGUUCUAGUCUCUCCAUAACCUCUCCAACAUUUAUUAUUUUGUGUUUUCCAGAUUAAUGCUAGCCUUGUUGGGGUGAGAUGGUAUCUCGUUAUUGUUUCGAUCUGCAUUUCUCUAAUGGCUAAUGAUCGUGAGCAUUUCCUCACAUAUAUGUUAGCCACCUGAAAAAGUCGUUUUUGGUGAAGUGCCUGUUCAUAUCCUUUGCCCAUUUUUUAAUUGGGUUGUUUGUCUUUUCGUGGUUGAAGUUUUGCAAUAUCUUGUAGAUUUUAGAGAUUAGACCCUGAUCAGAUAUGUCGUAGCCAAAAAUUUUUCCUAACCUGUAAGUUUUCUCUUUACUCUUUUGCUGAAGUCUUUUGAUGAGCGUGUUUGAUUUUUAGGAGCUCCCAGUUAUCUGGUUUCUCUUCUGGUGUUUGUGCAUUGUUACGUUUUGUAUUCUGUUUAUGCCAUGUAUUAGGGCUCCUAACGUUGUCCCUAUUUUUUCUUCCAUAAUCUUUAUCAUUUAUGAUUUAAUAUUUAGGUCUUUGAUCCAUUUUGAGUUAGUUUUUGUGCAUGGUGUGAGGUAUGGGUCUUGAUUCAUUUUUCUGCAGAUAGAUAUCCAGUUAUGCCAGCACCAUUUGUUAAAGAAACUGCCUUUUCCCCAUUUAAUGGCCUUUGGGCCUUUGUCAAAUAUCAGCUGUUCAUAGGUGGAUGAAUUUAUGUCUGGAUUGUCUGUUCUGUUCCAUUUGUCUAUGUCUCUGUUGUUGUACCAGUACCAGGCUGUCUGGACUAUUGUAGCAGUAUAACAGGUUCUAAAAUCAGGCAGUGUGAGGCUUCCCACUUUGUUGUUCUUCAGUAAUGCUGUACUUAUCUGAGGCAUCUUCCAUUUCCAUAUGAAAUUGGUGAUUUGUUUUUCCAUCUCAUUAAAAAAUGUGGUUGGAAUUUGGAUCCAGAUUGCAUUGUAUCUGUAGAUGGCUUUGGGUGGAACUGACAUUUUCACAAUGUUGAGUUGUCCUAUCUAUGAGCAGGGUAUGUUUUCCCACUUACGUAGGUCUUUUUUGGUUUUUUCCAGUAGUGUCUUGUAGUUUUCUUUGUAUAGGUCUUUUAUGUCUUUGGUUAGAUUUAUUCCUAAGUAUAUUUACCUUCUUGGGGGCUAUUGUAAAUGGUUUUGAUUUGGUGAUUUCCUGUUCGAAGUUGUCUCGUUGGUAUAGAGGAAUACAACUGAUUUUUCUAUGUUCAUCUUGUGUCCUGAUAACUUUGCUGAAAUCUAUUGGUUUCGGUAGUUUUCUUGUGGAUUCUUUAUGGUUUUCUGUGUAUAAGAUCAUAUCAUCUGCAAAUAGGAAUACUUUUACUUCUUGCUUACCAAUUUGGAUGCCCAUUGUUUCUUUUUCUUGCCUAAUUGCUCUUGCUAGGACCUCUAGCUCAAUGUUGAAUAAGAGUGGUGAUAAAGGACAUCCUUGUCUGGUUGCCAUUCUCAAGGGGAAUGCUUUCAGAUUCUCUCCACUUACGAUUAUGUUGGCUGCUGGCUUAGUGUAAAUGCCCUUUAUUAUGUUGAGGAGUUUCCCUUCUAUUCCUAUUUCGCUGAGAGUUUUUGUCAUGAAUGGAUGUUGGACUUUGUCAGAUGCCUUUUCUGCCUCAAUGGAUAAGAUCAUGUGGUUCUUACCUUUUGUUUUAUUUAUGUGAUGGAUUACUUUGAUUGCUUUUCUAAUGUUGAACCAUCCCUGUAUAAAAAUUCCACUUGGUCAUGGUGAAUUAUUUUUUUGAUGUGUUGUUGAAUUCUAUUGGCUAGAAUUUUGUUGAGGAUUUUUGCGCUUGCGUUCAUGAAGGAUAUUGGUUUGAAAUUUUUUUUUUUUUUUGUGGUGUCUUUACCUUGUUUUGGUAUCAAGGUUAUGCUGGCUUCACAGGUCGAGUUUGGGAGUAUUCCAUCCUCUGAAACCUUGUGUAGUGGUGGUGUUAACUCUUCUCUGAAUGUUUGGUAGAAUUCUCCAGUGAAGCCGUGAGGACCAGGGCUUUUUUUGUUGGGAGUUUUUAAAUUACCUCUUCAAUCUUUUCUUUUAUUCUAGGUUUAUUUAGUUGUUCUACGUCUGUUUGUGUUCGUUUAGGUAGGUAAUGUGUUUCUGGAAAUUUGUCCAUUUCCUUUAGGUUUUCAAAUUUGUUAGAGUACAGUUUUUCGUAGUAUUCUGUUAUGAUUCUUUUAAUUUCAGUUAGUUCUGUUAUGAUAUCACCCAUAUCAUUUCUUGUUUGGGUUGUUUGCUUCCUGUCCUGUUUUUCUUUUUUCAGUUUGGCCAGUGGUUUAUCGAUUUUGUUGAUCUUUGCGAAGAAUCAGCUUUUUUUCUUGUUAAUUCUUUCAGUUUUUCUCUUCACUAUUUCUGCUGUAGUUUUUAUUAUUUCCUUUCUUCUCAUGCGAGUGAGCCUCUUUUACUGCUCUUUUCCAUUUUUUUGAGUUGUAGGGUUAAUGUUUGAUUUUGGCACUUUCUUUUUUCUGGAUGUGUAUAUUUACUGCUGUAAAAUGGCAUCUGAACACUGUUUUGCUGUGUCCCAAAAGUUCUGGUAGGAUGUGUUUUCAUUCUUAUUUGAUUCUGUGAAUUUCUGUAUUCUGUCCUUAAUUUCUUCUACAGCCCAGUAGUCUUUGAGCAAGGUGUUGUUUAGUUUCCAUGUGUUUGAUUUUUUUUUCCUUGCUUUUUCUGUUAUUGAUUUCUACUUUUAGGGCUUUACAGUCAGAAAAGUUGUUUUGUAAUACUUCCAUGUUUUAGAUUCUGUUCAGGCUUGCUUUGUGGCCUAAUAUGUGGUCUAUUCUGGAGAAUGUUCCAUGUGUGUUGAAAAAGAAAGUACACUUGCCUACUGUUGAGUGGAGUGUUCCGUGUAUGUCUAUGAGAUUAAGUUGGUUGAUUGUGACAUUUAGGUCUUCUGUGUCUUUACUGAGCUUCUUUCUGGAUGUUAUGUUCUGUUCUUCACCAAAAGUCGUGUGUUGAGGUCUAAUAUUAUUGUGGAGCUAUUUCUCUUCCUAGUGCUGUUAGAGUUUGUUUUGUGUAUUUUGGAGCUGUGUUGUUUGGUAUGUAAAUAUUAACGGUUUUCUCCUCCUGGUGUAUUGACCCUUUAAUCAUUUUAUAGUGUCCUUCCUUAUCCUUUGUGGUAGAUUUUGCUUUAAAGUCUAUUUUGUAAGAGAUUAAUAUUGCCACUCCUGCUCUUUUUUGAUUGUUGUUUGCCUGAUAUAUUUUUUUCCAUGCUUUGUGUUUUAGCUUGUUUGUCUUUCAUGAUAAGGUGUGUCUCUUAUAGGCAGGAUAUAGAUGGAUUGUGUUUUUUUUAAUCCAUUCUGCCAUUCUCUGUCUCUUUAUUGGUGCAUUUAGUCCAUUUACAUUCAGCAUAAUUGUUUUUGGAUAUGAGUUCAGUGCUGUCAUUUUGAUUUUGUGUGUGUGUGUGUGUGUGUGUUGUUGACACUUUGUUCCACUUAAUUUUCUGUGCUGUUGUUUUUUUUUAUGUUGUUGAUUUUGUAUUUGCUGAAUCUUUAUGUUUGUCUUGUUUUUUAUUUCGAUGUAUAGUAUUCUUAAUUUUCUUUUUGGUUACCUUAAUAUUUAUCUGUUUUUCUAAGUUUAAACCAAUCUUUUAUUUCUUGCUGUCACCUUGAUUUGCUCUCCAUAUGAAAGUUCUGCGACUGCAUUCUUUAGUCCUCUUUUUUGUUUUAAUGUCAUCUUUUACACAUUGACAUCUCUGUUUCCCUAUAUUCAGUGUUUCAGCUUUGAUUUAUUUUUGUGACUUCCCUAUCUGGGUUGAUAUCUGGUUGUUCUGUCCUGUGUUCUAGUCCUGAGUUGUUAUCUGAUGUUAUUUAUUUUCUAAUAGGAGGACUCCCUUGAAUAUUUCUUGUAAUUUUGGUUUGGCUUUUACAAAUCCCCUAAACUUCUGUUCAUCUGGCAAUACCGUAAUUUAACGAUCAUAUUUGAGAGACAGUUUUGGUUUAGAUGUAAUUCUUGGUUGGCAGUUUUUUUCCUUCAAGGCUUUAUACAUGUCAUCCCAUUGCCUUCUUGCCUGCAUGGUUUCUGCUGAGUAGUCAGAGUUUAGUCUUACUGACUGUCCUUUGUAGAUGACUUUUUGUUUAUCCCUAGCCACUCUUAAAAUUCUCUCUUUAUCUUUGGUUUUGGGAAGUUUGAUUACAAUAUGUCUUGGUGACUUUCUUUUGGCAUCUACCCCGUGUGGGGUUCAGUGAGCUUCUUGGAUAUUUUCUCAUCUUUCACGAUAUCUGGGAAGUUUUCUGCCAAUAAAUCUUCAACAAUUCUCUCUGUAUUUUCUGUUAUCCACCCCUGUUGUGGCACUCCAAUCACUUGUAGGUUAUUCCUCUUGAUAGUGUCCCACAUAAUUCUUAGAGUUUCUUCAUUUUUAAAAAUUCUUUUAUCUGCUUUUUCCUCAGGUAAGUUGGUGCCAAGUGCUUUAUCUUCAGUCUCACUAUUUCUGGCUUCUGUUGCCUCAGUUCUGCUCCUGUGACUUUCUAUUGAGUUGUCUAAUUCUGAAAUUUUAUUGUUAAUCUUUUGGAUUUCUGUUUGUUGUCUCUCAUUGGGUUCUUGCAGCCUGCUAAAUUUGUCUUUAUGCUCUGACAUAACCUUCUUAAAUUUCUCUAUUGCUUUGUCUGUAUAUUCCUUAUUUUGGUCUGCAUUUUGCCUGAUCUCGUUCCUGAUAUCUUGAACAGCUCUGUAUAUUAGUCUUUGGAAUUUUACCUCCAGUAAUUCCAAGACGCUAUCUUCCUCUGGGAGGUUUCUUGAUUCAAUGUUUUGGUCACUUCCUGAGCCAUCAUGGCGUGCCUCUUUAUGUGAUUUGAUAUUGACUGUUGUCUCCGAGCCAUCAAUAAGAAGAUAUUACAUUUAUUUGUGUUAUGCCUGCUUACUGUGUCCUAGCUUCUUUUUUUGUUUUGAUAUGCCCAAAUAGGCUGCUCGAGUGAGCUAGUUUGAUUAUUGGCAAAUUUGAAGCUCUAAUGUCCUGUCACCAGGUGGUUAGAGCUGUUAUUAGUUAUAUGAGCCCAGAAGUCUGUUUACUUUUUUUGUAUGAAUUCAGCUGAGGUAUCUAUUUUUUAUCUAGGUAGUCAGUUGCCAAGUGUGUGGAGCAGGCUCUCACCUACAGUCUUAGAUGAGCAGGGCUAAUUGGGUGUAGGCAUAGGUAUCUGGCUGCAGUAGGGGGUCAUGUGCUAAGCAAGGCAGGGGACUGAUAACCACCCCUAAAUGUCUGUGUGGAAAGCGUGUCCCUGUUCCCUAGGGCACCUACGUGGGUAGGUUUUACAGUCGGACUUUGAUCAUCUAGUACUGUUGGCUGUAAGGACUGUGUGGUACCACUUAUUCUCAGACACCUGUCGUGGGUGGCUAGGUGGAGUUGGUGGAGCCACCAGUCCUCAGGCCCCUGAUGUGAGUAGGUGAGGACCCUGCUUAAUGGGCAGGUUUGUGUCAAAUGUCGUGAAUCAGCCACUCCACUCCUCCUCAGCUGUUGGAUUUGAACAUAGGCUUCAGGUGUAUACCCUGUCGUACUGUGCUAAUGAGGGCCUAAGCUGUUGAAAUGGACCCACACAGGUCUGGCAGCAAUGAAAGGUAUUCAAAGUCCAUGGACUCCUUAUGCCUGUGCAAAGGGACUGCCCUGAGUUCCUGGCUUAAGGGAGCUGGCACAAUAUUUUUCCUGUUUGUUGAUUUGCUCCCUCUCCAAGCUGGGAGAAUGGCUCACGGCUCAUGACGGGUCCUACUUUCGGCCCAGGGAGGAGAGCAGUCGCUGAAGAUGGACUGGAACCUGGAGCAGAGCGGGUAGGGGCAGGUAAAUGGGAGAGAGGUACUUCCCAAGGGAGGGGGGAAGGGUUCUUUUGAUCUGUAUGGCAGGCUAGACACUCACCUUUCACUGAUUCACUGCCACUUCUCCCUGUUUUUGGAGGUUUGUGGAGACUCUCGACGGCUCUGUUUAUCCCAAAGCGGAAAACUCAUCCCGAGUGCUAGUGCUUGUGCUUGCCACGGUGCAAGCACACCAGCCGAUCCAGCCUGUAGGGUGCCGGCCAGGUCACGUCUGGCAAAUGCCGACUGCUUCUGAACUGUCCCCCUCUCCCUCUGCUACUCAGUCUGGUUCCUCAACUUUGUCUUGUUGUUCAGGGCUCCUAGAUUGUCAUAUAUAAUUGGUUCACUUUUUUUUUGGGUCUUUGUUGCGAGAGGGACCACAGGAAGUGUCUGACUACUCCACCGUCUUUGUCCCACCUCCUCACAAAACCAUUUUUUAAAAUUUCAUCUGUUAUAACCCUGAUGAAACACACACUGGGGAAUUAAAUUAUACUGAAUAGAGUAAAUCAGAGUGGAUUGGUAAGUGAAAAAAAUCAGAUAAAAAAUUUAACUUCUCAUAGAAUGCUAGCAUUGGAAAUAUACGUAGAAUGCUGCUGUGGCUGUUAGUCGCCAUCAGGUGGGCUCUGGCUCGUGUACAACAGAACGAAACGUAGUCUGGUUCUCCUCCAUCCUCGUGCUCGUUGGUGUGUUCAAGUCUAUCGUUGAGGCCACUGCAUUUUGAGUGCCUUCCAACCUGGGGAGCUCGUCUUCCAGCACGAAAGCAGACAGUACUCUGUUGUGAUCCGUAGGGUUUUUGCUGGCUGCUCUUCAAAGCAGAUCAUCAGAGCUUUCUUCCAAAUCUUUCUUAGUCUGGAAGCUCUGCUGAAAUCAGAACACUGCGGGGACUCUGCCGGAAUUUGAAAUACUGGUGGGAAAACGUCCAGCAUCAUAGCGACGUGGAAGCCACUACAAUAUGGCAAACUGAUAGAAGGGGAGGGGAAGGACAUAGAGUCGGGAAAACACUGUUUAUAGCGUGUUGGAAAUCAUGUGACCUGCUGAAGCCAGGUGAGCAGAUGGAGUGAUUUUGCUGAACUCGCCAGCAAAUAAUUACUGUUAGUUUUAUUUUGAAUUCUAAAAUUUCUAAAGAGAGGAAAAAUGUCGCAGUGCUCGAAUGUGGUAGUGAAUUAAUCGUAGCAGCCGCUAUCAGUUUGGGGAUCAUGAAAAAGACCUUGGGGUUCAUUCACUUUUAUGGUAUUUUGGGGUAAAGGUGAGUAAAAGCAGCCUCAAAAUAACAUUUGAGGGGAUGAGAAUUUAAAUAUGAUAUGUUUUAUUAUGUUUCAGUGCUAUUCUUUGAGUGGAUAAAAAAAUCAUUGCUGAAAUAACAGAUCUGUUGAAUGAAAUGAAUAAAGGCAUUUGUGAUUUGCUGUGAAUUACCAACAGAACGAGAAGCCAUUUAUUUAUCCCGGAUUGGGUUUUAGUAGAUGAAGAAAUUCCGGGAAGUAGUGCAAGGGUGCAGUAGCAAAUUUAUUGUUGGUUUAGGUUUAUGUUCUGCUCAAAAUUUUCGUUUCACUCAAUUCUUUUGAAAAGUUGAUCUUUACAAGAUGAUUUGGCCUGGCAAGGUGACAUGAAUUCUGACUAAGAAUGAGUUGGGAAGAAGAUACAUAAUGUCUGUUUGACACAAGGCAGAGCUUAAGGAGAACUGUACUUUGCAGAAAUUUAUAUUCUUCUCUUUAAGCUUGGGGCAGAAGUUCAAAAAAAAAAAAUCCUUAAAAUUAACCUCAAGUAUUGGUCUCAUGGUUAACGCAUUCAGCUGCCAACUGAAAGAUGGGCCGUUCAAGCCCAUCCCAAGGCGCCUUGGAAGAAAGGAACUUCUUCCCGUUCUGUCCCCUCUGCAUCCCCGGAGACUGACUGAGAGGUGAGAAUGUCGCCACCAUCGGGUGUGGAGGUCUAACAGCUUAGGUUGACUGGCUGUGCUUUACUGGAUAUUUCUCUUCAUUGUAGGGAUCAAGUUGUAAGGUCUUAGUCAAAGACCCUAGAUACUUUUAUGGUAUAUUUCUAUAUGUGAUAGUCUAUAUUCUUUUGUAAAGUGCUGCCCUUUUGACCCAUUUAUAAAUUUUUGAAUGCAGCAAAGUGUUUUUCACCAAAACCAAAACCUGUUGCCGUCAAUUCCGACUCAUAGUGAUCCUGUAAGACAGAGUAGAACUGCCUCAUAGGGUUUCCACGGCUCUACUCUUUAAGGAAGCAGACUGCCACAUCUUCUACCACUGAUCGGCUGGUGGGUUUGAACUGCCAGCCUUUAGGUUAGCAACUGAGUGCUUAACCACUGCGCCACCAAAAUGACUUGCAUAUAUGCAGUACUAAAUAAAUGUUGGUUGAAUUGAGUUACGGUGGUUGACUUAGUUUCUGUAUUUGUUAUUUCCUGCCCAGACGUAGAUCCAUCCAUGGUACUUUGGAGCUAUUAAGGCUCGUGCUGUGUUUUCCACUGAGGCAGAAGGACCAGACAGCAGGUGGAAACGCGUCAGCCAUGUUUGUGUGUGCCCUGGGGUGUGUUGGGAUGUUUUCCCUCGUCAGUCAGUAAAGAUCCUUGCUAAGGUACAAGUGCAAAUGACUGUUAAAUAGCCAGCUGUAGUCAUGCCUUCCACCUGUUUCUCCACCACAUCCAUCCAUUUUUCCUGCGCCAGUCACUCCAUGUUAAUGGUUCAAAUAUGGCAUCCACUCUCCUCCUUCCUGCCUUUCUUGUUAUUCAUCCUUCUGUUCAGAAUGUUUUCCCUUCCUUUCCACCUAAGGGACUCUCACCUGUCCACAUCCAGCUCAGAUGCCCCCUCUUCUAUGAAACUUUCCAGAGUCCUCUCAGUUCUGGGCUUCUACAUAAUAUAGUAAUACUCCCCCAAAGCCUUCCCGAAAAAUUCACCUGUGUAAAAUGUAGGGUCCCAUUACUGUGAGGUUACUGAAGUGAUGGGGUGAGUCUGAUGCAGAGAAUGAACCAAGAGCUAAUUGUGUUAAGUGUGUACUCAGUUGUCACAGAAUGUGUUACUGCGAGGCGCAUCCUCACACAUUGGCUCCUACCCCGCUUGUUUCUCCAGUGUCGCCUUCGGGACGCGGUGCCUGAUUUCACAGCUGGUGUCUCAUGUGCCUUCCUCCACCCUUGCAUUGUAAGCUCUUUGAGGACAGCGACUGUGUCUUCAUCAUCUUUGUAUCUUGGUCUUGGCAUGUAUCAGUACCUAACAGGUUUUUUUUUUGAAUGAACUAUUGAAUAAAUGUAAUUUAAAGGUUUGUGAAUAGACUUAGCUUAGUUCACCUGGAAAAUACAUGAAAAUGGUAAAAUUACUUUUCCUUAGGCUGCAUGCUUUUGCACUCACCUUUUUUUGCUUUUAUCACUUCUUAUAAUAAGUUUUACCUGUCACAACACGUUGCUGAUGUCAUCUGCCUCCUCUCCAAUCCCCUCACCCCCAAAGUGCUUCUCCAAGAGGAUUCAUCCACUUUCUCAUCAGUCAGUAAUUACUGCAUGUUAGGUUCUGUGCUUGGUAUUUUGGGCAGUUCAGAGACGGGUGAGAUGGGGCUGCUCUCACAAGGACUGCACUCCGAGAGAGCCUGUCUGCACGUCCAUGAAGCUGUGAGCUCCAGCUGAGUCAGGAGGUGGAGGGACUCAGUGGGAGGAGAGGUUGGAACGGUGGGAGAGGGGCGACUUACGGCAGUCGAGAGUCCAGAUUUUAUUCGGUGGGCAUUGUGGAGCCCUGAAGGAUUUUGAGCAAGGUGAUGAGAUGUUUUGGAAGAUUAAUCUGGCCAGCACUCCACAGUGGGGAGACUAUGCCAUUAUUCCAGAAGAUGUACCCUGAGUAUCUUCCUGCUCCUUGUGGGAUCAUCUAGCGUUGUCCACUCCGCUACUGGUGGAUCACUGGCUGUUACUAACUGAGGUUUCUUUGGGGACGCCUUGGAGAGGACCAAAGCAAUCUCAUUCCAUACUUUUCCUGCUAAUAUAAAAUGCCCUUUAUCUAUUUCUUCCUCACACAGCUUUGUCAAGCUGCUAUUAAGAUCUCUGUUUAUAGAUGAGGAAAAUAAGGUUUGGAGAACUUACAGGUUGUAAGAGGUGGGGUUUGAAUCCAGGUGUGCUUGACCGCAAACUUGAGCUCUCUCUACGACAUUAUACUCAACAAAGAGAGGGAGGGAAGGAAACCACUGUGUUUCUGGAAGGAGUUAGCAGGGUAGGAGAUAUAGUGACAGAGCAGUAGACACAAAACCCAACUUCAGCCACCAUUUGGAAAUAGUAUAAUUUCCAAAAAAUUGAAGACAAUUAUGCAGCUUGCAGGAGAGAGAUGCAUUUUUGCUUCAGAGGUAAUCCUGUACCUAGAGAGGGUAGCAAUUUUGGCUCUCUUUUCUAGUUGGAAUUCAUUGGAAAUCAGGAGGUUUACCCCAGGAAUAGAACCAGACCAACAAAAACUGUAGUGCAUAAGUUUAUAGGUUUUGUGUUGGGUCAUGACCUGGUUUGUACAUAAAGAGUGCAGUUGGGCGGCUCAGUAAUAAUAGUAAUGACCUUUAUUGAGAGUUACUGGCUGGGUACCGCCCUGUCAGCUAGCCUAUCCUCAAAGGAAAAGUGGCAGCAAGAAGGAGGUCAGGGCAGCCUGUGGAUGUGGAGCGAGGGAGGGAAUCAUUUUUUCUCAUCCAGGAAAAAAGAUAGACUGUGCCUUUCAAAGUUAACCUUUUUCAGAGCAGAUUAUCUUCAGGCAACUGUCUUGUGCUAAGGGAGUGGUUUUCAGCAGUCUGCUAGUAAUGGAUUUAAAAUCAGAUGACAGCAAACAAUUUUGUCAUUUUAUGGAAAUAGUUUUUCUUAAAAGGUUCCAGUAUGCUGGCGCUUCUAAGAGUCCCUGUUAUCGGACUUUUCAAAUUUCAGCAUUGAAAGCAUUACUGUCUCUUCUUUCCCCAUGUCCUCUUCUCUCAAUGGGGCAAAACACACCUUUUCUAGGUCUGUAGAGUGUAAAAAGCAAGCGGCAGGUUUAAACAGCCCAUGUAAUUGAGGUCCUGUCCAUUCCUUGCUGUGUUCCCUUCCCCGAGCCAAUGUGUAGGUCUUAAUCACCUGCUUUGUUUUCUGCCCUUUUCCCACACAUGCACCAUGUUACUGAACUUUUCCCCUGCUUUCCCUGUGUGCGUGAUGGCUAAGAAGUCCUUUCCUGCCUUGUAUUCUGCUGACUUAGAUGGAUGGUUCUAGGGACACCAGCGUUUUCAUGGAGAGAGGGACAGUCUUGAAUGAACGCCACAGUUAGGAGGCUGGAUGCUCCCACGUUGUAUGGUUGGUCUGUUUAUAGACCACUGGGAGUGGGGGGUUGGAUGCCAAGGAGAACCUGUGAUUUUCAGAGUUUGCUUUCCUUCUUCAAUACUGCAAAGGCGACAUUCAGGACACGCUGAUUAAGGGAAAAAUAGGAUCGCUUCUUUUCUCAUUUUCCAUACGGAAAGAAGAUUUGGAAACGCAGUACUAGCUCAGUCCAUACGCUUUGAAACCUGCGGUGAUUGUCUCUUGCUUUGCUGAAUUGCAGGAUCUGAUGCCGUCAUGGUGCUGGGACCUGGGGCCAAACUCGAGGCAUGGUUUUAAAAUUAUGAAAUUUUUUGAAAGGUCAGCCUACCCUUUUAGUUAUUUAUUGUCUUAUAUGAAUUGUUUUAGAAAAUACACUUUAAAAUGGUGAUGCAUUUUUAAAAAACCUCAUGGAUUUUCAUAAUUUAGAUGACCUGGAAAGUACUUAGAACAAGUUCACAGAACUUUCCGAGCAUCUCAUUUUCUUUUUUCACCAGAAAGAAUAUGACAUUUAUAUCAGCAACAAAUUUAAUAAUCAUUGUAGGUUUUUUGCUUGCUUGUUUUGUUGUUGGUUUUCUUUUUAAAAAAUUUUUUUUUGUGCUUUAAGUGAAAGUUUACAAAUCAAGUCAGUCUCUCAUACAAAAAUUUGUAUACACCUUGCUAUAUACUCCUAGUUGCUCUCCCCCCAAUGAGACAGCGCACUCCUUCCCUCCACUGUAUAUAUUUGUGUCCAUUCUGCUGGCUUCUGGCCCCUGCUGCCCCCUCAUCUCCUCUCCAGACAGGAGCUGCCCACAUAGUCUCAUGUGUCUACUCGAUCCAAGAAGCUCACUCUUAAAAAAAUAUGGAAUGCUUUACGAAUUCGCGUGUCAUCCUUGCACAGGGGCCGUGCUAGUCUUCUCUCUGUCCUUCCAAUUUUAGUAUCUGUGCUGCCAAAGUGAGCACGUUGGUUUCUUUUUUUUGGAAAACAUGUUUCACAUAUAAUUAAAUUGAAAUUAUGAAGAAGCAUUAGCUUAGUCUGAUUUCAAAUAUGCUAUAGAAAUAGAGAGAUGGUGGAUCUAAUGCUAUCUGUGUCUACCUGUCUGUAUUUACCUGUCCUUAUCAAGCAUCCCACAUGCUUCCAAAUGUUAAGCCUGUGAUACCUUGGGACCCAUCACCAAGGUAGAUUUUAUCUCUAGGAAAUCCUAGGGAGGCGGGUUGACUCUUUCCCUCUGGGGUAGUUGGUUAGAGCUUAAGGAUAGAUUCUCUCCCAGGUCCCCUUCAGCCUUGUUAGUCUAGAAUCUUAAGUAAAUCGUUAGUAUCCUUUAGUCUGUAAAUAAAAGCGUUUUUAAAAGAACACUGUUUUGUAAUGCACAGAAUUAUCCUCUCAAGAAUAAGGAAAACUAAGCAGCCAUCCCUGAACUUCAGAUACUCGACCUCACUCAAGGGCAAGAGAAACUACUGCCUAUGGGAAUGCUUUAAAUAAAACCUCCCAUUUCGCAGACUUGUGACAGCUAUAGUUGAUGAAAAUAUAAAAGGUGACUUUAUCAAAACAUUUCCUUCAGUAAUUAGAUGGAAACAAAGCGUAAAAGCACUUCACGUGUACUCUUACAUGCUCCUAUUUAAGCUCAUUCUGUCAUAUUCUUGCUCACUGUAUUGUGAGCAUGUGAUCUAUAUGGCUUGCUAUUUUUAAAUGGCUACAAUUUUUACUUAAGUCAACAUUAUAAAUCAAAACUUUAUAUCCUAUUUAUUUGAAAUGAAAACAGCUUUCAUGAAUUUAAAAAUGAUGCAUGUUCAGUGUAAAAAAAUUUAAAAUAAAAAAAGUUAACAUUUCCUCAAAUCCUGUCAGAGCUACUCACAGUUACCAUUUCACGGAGCUUCCUUAAGGACGUCACACUGUGUUCAUGGGCACAUAAAGCUCUCAUUAGUUUUACAUCACUGGGCUCAUAGUGUAUAACCUUAUCUAAUAUUAUGUCAUGGAUCUCUUAUGUUUCACUUUCGCUGUUAUAGAAUGUUUUUGUGCAUUUAUUAUCAAGCACUGUGUGAUUAUCUGCCUGGGAACCAUUCCUAGGAAUGACAUGGUUGGGUCAAAGAAUGCUAUUUAAAAUUUUGAUACCUAUGGCCAAGCUGCUGUGUGGAGAUGUUGUACCUACUUGUACACCCACCCUUAGUGCCUGUGAGGCAUAAAGCACUGUUCUAAGUGUUUUGAAUGUUUCCUCAUUUAAUCCUCACAGAGCCCUGUAAGAGCAGAGAGGUUCAGUGACCUGCCCAAGGUCAUGCAGCCAAUAAGUGGUAGAGCCCAAGGUCAUGCAGCCAAUAAGUGGUAGAGCCAGGGUUUGAAACCAGGGAGCUCAGCCAGGUCCCAUAGGCAGUGUUAUAUUACUUCCAUGGAAGCCAGUCUGAGAAAAUUAACAGAGAGAUGCGGCGAUGAGACUCCUUCCUUACUUUAUGAGUCUUAGGUGUGGAUAUGAGCUUUUCUCGUUCUUGAUUUAUCUGCUAGGAUAGGUGCGGAAUAAUUCUCCUGGGGCAACGCUUACUUACAUUCUUUAUGAACCUGUGUAACUGGGAAAGUCUUCUUUAAGAAGUCACUUUGGAGAUCCAGACCCUUCCCUCCGGUCUUCCUUAAAGCUGAGACAGUGCUCGGCCUUGUACACACACAGCUCCUCACCCUGCCUGCCUCCCAGUCACCUAAAUGUUGGUGGGAGAAACCUGACUUGGUUCCCCAUGUGACCUGAGGGGGUUAAUAAGUAGAGGUGCAAAGGUUUGACGAAGCUUUGCUUAAGGACUUCAGCUUUGAAACCCUUAUCUUUGCUGCGGGAUUUGUUGUGAAAACUCACCAAAAAAAAAAAAAAAAAAAAGUGUUUUCAGCAGUGCAGCCCUGGGGUCAUACAGGGUCAAAAAAACCGAAACCAAACCCAUUGCCAUUGAAAAAGACUUCCUCUUUUAGGAAAAGCCCCAGACAGUCACUUAUCUUCUUGUCCCAUCCUUGUCUGUGAAGGAUUUGAUUUCUUUCCCCCCCACCCCCUCCCGCUGUGGUCAUAUCUCUUUUCUUCGAAAAAAUUUUAUUUUUUUGUUGUUGUUGAGAAUAUACACAGCAGAACAUCUGCCAGUUCAACGUCUUCUACAUGUGCGACUCAGUGACAUCAAUUAUAUUCUUUGAGUUGUGCAGCCAUUUUCACCCUCCUUUUCUGAGUUGUUCCUCCCCAGCAACAUAAACUCAUUGCCCCCUAAGGUUCCUAUCUAACAGUAAUCUUUGGAGUUGCUGUGGUCACUUUGAUCCCAUGUAGAUACUUCUUAGAAGAGCACAAUGCUCAAGGCAGACUUUUUUUUCCCCCCUAGUUAAGCUAAAAUGUUGUUUGGUUUUAAGAAAACAUCAGGGGAUAUUUUUGGUUUAAGGUUUAAAGAUUAUUUUAGGGCAAUAGUUUCAGGGAUUCAUCCAACCUCCAUGGCUCCCAAAAGUCUGGAUUCCAUGAGAAUUUGAAAUUCUGUUCUUCAUUUUCCCCCUUCCGAUCAGGAUACUUCUAUGGAAUCUUUGAUCAAAGUGUUCAGUAGUGGUGGCCAGGCACCGUCCAGUUCUCUGGUCUCAUGGCAAAGGAGGCAGUUGUUGAUGGAGGCAAUUAGCCACACAUUCCAUAUCCUCCUCCUGUGCCUGACUUUCCUUCUUCCUUUCUUGUUCCAGGUGAACAGAGACAAAUUGUUGUGCCUUGGAUGGCUACUUGCAAGCUUUUAGGACCCUAGACACUACACAAUGAACCAGGAGAUAGAACAGAGGCACUAAACACAUUAUUAGGCCAAUUAACUGGGAUACUCCGUGAAACCAUGACCCUAAACCUCCAAAUCAAGGAACCAAAUCCCUUGAGGUUUUUGGUUGUAUAUAAGUAGCCUCAGCAGCUACUCUUUUUUUUUUUUUGUCAUUGUUGUAAAUAUACAUAUUGCACAACUUUACUCAAUUCAUCUUUUUAUAGGUAUACAACUUACAGACAGCAGUUAAAAUAAUCAGCUGUGCAACUCUACCCUUAAUGCGGUUUUUCCAGGGUGAUUUGUAUUCUUGAUUGUCCCUCUCAGAACAAAGACUGAACCAAGCAGAGAGUGUUGUGAAGUGCCACAGUGAAAACUCUGGCCUUGUGUUUUCCUUCUGAUCUGUAGACCUGUUCCUGACAUGAGGAGAUAGCCACCAGAAUUAGCGUGGUGUCCAUGUAAAGCUUUGGAAGCACACCAUUUUCUAGUGUCUGUGUUUGAGCACCUGAAGGGCACAUGUAGAAGAAUAUUAUUUCCCAGAAGUUUUAUAUUACCAAGAAGACCACUAAAGGUUGACUUCUGCAUUUGGAUACUCUGUUCGCAUAUUAAUGGAGCUCAGCAACCAAGAACCUGCUUUGGCAAACAUUAUGCCACAGCUGGAAACAAUGCUGCUUAAAAUGGGGGUAGUAAUAGUACCUGCCUUGUAGGGUUGUAAGGACUGCAUGAGAUGACAUAUGGAAAGCACAGAUUUAAUGCCAGGUGCGUCCUAGGUGCUCAGUAGGUGGUAACUACCAUCAUUACCACCACCACCAGCCUUCCCUCCUGAGGAAUCAGGAGAGCAUUCCUUUGGAGACAAGUUUGACUUUGGCGCAUAUAUAUAUAUAUGUAUAUAUAUAUAUAUAUUUAUGAAAAAUUCAUUUCAGCGCCCACGGAUGUCUAGGGUGUCUCCUCAUCUUGACCCUCUUUAGCCUUAGUAUGUUUUCUUUCUUCACCCUGCCAGGAAGAGGUAUGUCCCCAAGGAUCUAUAAACUAUAUUUUUACCUAAAUCCCUAGAACCUAAACAGUUCAAUGUAUAUUAAUCUUAUAUUGCAAUAAUUUCUUUGCCCUUUCAUUCAACAUUAUUUUAGGUGACAAAAAAAGGAAGAAAAUUUACUAGAGUUUCUUAAAUAAAUAUGCAUUUGUGCUGCUGUAUUUAAUCUUUUUAAGAAGGUUGCAUGUAGAAAUGGAAUAAUUUUGUUUUAUUCAUAGCUUUCCACAGAUGAGCAGGCCUUAUAAAAAAGUGGGACAGUAGCUUAGGCGUCCAUCUCAGUAGAUGAUACAGUUCUCAUUCAUAGUGCCUGUCCACAUCUGAUUUAACUCGGUAUUCAUAAAAGUAUCCUUUGUAAUAAAUUUAAUUUUUGCAAUCAAGUAUUUAAAGUAUUAUAGGAGAUGUUAAUUGUAAAGGAACCUUUAGGGAGAGUAAAGAAAUUCUGAAUCGCAUUUAAAGCUUUUCUUAUUUCAUAAAUAAGUAUUUUUAUGUAUUGGAUUGGUAAAGCACUUAUACAUAUUGCUAGGUAUACCUGGCUUAAAGGAAAUAAUAAUUUUUAAAUGGCUGUUCACAAUUUCAAAUUUUUUAAAAAAAUAUUCAGCAAAAGUAUUUUCCUACUUUCUAGUGUGCAAAAGUAGUUUGUAUUAAAAUUUUCUGUUUCGGGACUAAAAAUGUGCUGCUCGUCGUUAAAUUAAGCAGAGUGUGAGCCAGGUUAAUUUUUAAGUACAGUUUCAGGUAAAAGGUGCUGAUUUUCUUGUAUAGCAUGAGAACAAUAAUGUCAUCCAAGGACAGAAAUAACUUGAAAUCUCCUAGAGGUCCAAAUUCCUUAUUUGCCAUCCAAAAAAGCUCUGAAAGCGGAAAGUUUUCAUUGUGACUCAUUUGGCAACAUAGCCUGUCCUGAAUUGACAGGAAGCUGCCAUGGUCUUUAUUUAUCCCAGUCAGUGUGAAUGUUCAUGUUUUGCUGCAGAAAUAUUACUGCGUCGGAUUAAGGGGUUCUGCCCUAGAUACUGCCGGGGGUAUCGUGUGCUACAUGGUAUGUGCACUAUAUGAUCUUGCUAAAACCCCGAAACUUCUGAAUUCUGAAACAUGUCUGGCCCAAGGAUUAAGAAUAAAAGCUGGUGAACCUAUUCCAGAGCAACUAUGCCCUACAUCCGAGGUACCUCUUUAUGUCUGUUUCUAGUAUAAUUAUAAAUAAGGUCCUGUUCCCACUCAGACGUGUCCCAUUUUGAACAGUAAAUCAUGUGGCCGCCACACUGACCGCCUCAAGUUCUCGGGAACGGGCAAGGCAGCGAUGGCGAGUGAGCAUUAGUAAGCUUCUAGGGCAUUCCCGUAUAUAAAACUGUGAAACAAACAAGAUUCUAAGUUGUCUCUGGAACCUAAAAUUAACUAUUGUUUAUGAGAAAUAAUUAAAAAAAUAUGUAUCUCUGCCUUCUUAGAGUUCCCCACAAAAUUUACAUAUACCUCUUUUUCAGGCAAUUCAUCAGUUUCCCCAUGGCAGUUGCUUGUGUAUGAGCCUCCUUGCCCUUACAGGUGGAAGCCCCCUUUCUAUUUCCUGUUUGUUUAUCACAGAGUCCCUGGGGGGUGCAGAAGGUUAAGUGCUCAGUUCCUAGCUGAAAGGUUGACCAUUCGAACCCACCCGGAGGUGCCUCAGAAGAAGGGCCUGGUGGUCUGCUUCCGAAAGGUCACAGCCUUGAAAACCCUAUGAAACCGUUCCACUCUGCGCACAUAGGAUCUCUGGUACCUACCAUGCCUGUGGAGAGGAUGCGGAUGCGCCCGUGGCUGGAGGAACAGAUAAAUUCAAACACAAUACCGGGGCUGAGAUGGCUUAACAAGGAAAAGAAGAUUUUUCAGAUCCCCUGGAUGCAUGCGGCUAGACAUGGAUGGGAUGUAGAAAAAGAUGCUCCACUCUUUAGGAACUGGGCGAUCCACACAGGAAAGCAUCAACCAGGCGUAGAUAAACCUGAUCCAAAAACAUGGAAGGCGAAUUUCCGAUGUGCCAUGAACUCCUUGCCCGAUAUUGAAGAAGUCAAGGAUAAAAGCAUAAAGAAGGGAAACAAUGCCUUCAGAGUGUAUCGAAUGCUGCCCUUAUCUGAACGACCUUCUAAGAAAGGAAAGAAAACAAAGACAGAAAAAGAAGACAGAGUUAAGCACAUCAAGCAAGAACCGGUUGAAUCAUCUUUGGGGCUUAGUAAUGGAGUGAGUGAUCUUUCUCCUGAGUACGCCGUCCUGACUUCAGCUAUAAAAGAUGAAGUGGACAGUACGGUGAACAUCAUAGUUGUAGGACAGUCUCACCUGGGCGGCAACAUUGAGGAUCAAGAGAUUGUCACCAACCCGCCGGACAUUUGCCAAGUCGUAGAGGUGACCACUGAAAGUGAUGAGCAGCCAGUCAGCAUGAGCGAGCUCUACCCUCUGCAGAUAUCCCCUGUGUCUUCCUACGCAGGGAACCUGAUACAGUGCAUGAGCCUAAGGAGACCACGAUCCUCGAUGUGCACUGCCCAGCGCCUCUGUGUAUCCUCAGGGAACCUGAUACAGUGCAUGAGCCUAAGGAGACCACGAUCCUCGGUGUGCACUGCCCAGCGGCUCUGUGUAUCCUCAGGGCAGCUGAUACAGUACGUGAGCCUAAGGGAGACCACGAUCCUCGGUGUGCACUGCCCAGUGUCUCUGUGUAUCCUCAGGGCAGCUGAUACAGUACGUGAGCCUAAGGAGACCACGAUCCUCGGUGUGCACUGCCCAGCGUCUCUGUGUAUCCUCAGGGAAGCUGAUACAGUGCGUGAGCCUAAGGAGACCACGAUCCUCAGUGUGCACUGCCCAGCAUCUCUGUGUAUCCUCAGGGAACCUGAUACAGUGCAUGAGCCUAAGGAGACCACGAUCCUCGAUGUGCACUGCCCAGCAGCUCUGUGUAUCCUCAGGGAAGCUGAUACAGUGCGUGACCCUAAGGAGACCACGAUCCUCGAUGUGCACUGCCCAGCGCCUCUGUGUAUCCUCAGGGCAGCUGAUAACAGUGCGUGAGCCUAAGGAGACCACGAUCAUCGAUGUGCACUGCCCAGCAGCUCUGUGUAUCCUCAGGGAAGCUGAUACAGUCGUGAGCCUAAGGAGACCACGAUCCUCGGUGUGCACUGCCCAGCGUCUCUGUGUAUCCUCAGGGCAGCUGAUACAGUACGUGAGCCUAAGGAGACCACGAUCCUCGAUGUGCACUGCCCAGCGUCUCUGUGUAUCCUCAGGGAAGCUGAU